Molecule: messenger RNA, 7520 nt
Organism: Coprinopsis cinerea okayama7#130
Lineage: Eukaryota; Fungi; Basidiomycota; Agaricomycetes; Agaricales; Psathyrellaceae
Product: tho2 protein
Exons: 27
Coding region: 1-7425 (2474 amino acids)
Biological process (GO): mRNA processing; mRNA export from nucleus
Cellular component (GO): THO complex part of transcription export complex
Molecular function (GO): mRNA binding
Source: RefSeq, a predicted model, not a curated record
AUGUGGUCUACAUUGAAGGACAUCCCUGCAGAUCAAGAGAUCGUCUCUUGCCCCGUUGGACUUGUUGUAACGCCGGAAUCCGCUAGAGUAGCGAUCACUGGGCUGCUGGACCUCCCGGACACACUCUCUUGGAACUCGCGGCAAUGGAUAUCCACUUACCUCGCGCUACACUGGAUUGUGGACCACAAGGAGCUUGCGAAAACAACCCUAAUCCAUGGGCCGUAUGUUAACAUCUUGCCACCCUCUGAACAACUCUCGACAUCCACCUACUUUACGCCUGAGGAGCUAGAAAGAUUCAAGGGAUCAAAUCUGUAUGGGGCUACCCUGGACCGUCUCCGCGAGUGGCAGUCAGAAUGGAAACAGUGCCAAAAUAUCGUCUCUGAAAAGAAGCAGGGAUGGGGAAGGAAGUUCGAAUGGAGUCUGUAUCUGAAAUCAGCAACCUAUAUUUCGUCGAGAUCGUUCCCUUCCACUCUUUUGUCGCGCAAUCCAUCGUUACCGGGGCUCGCCAGUGACGACGAAACAGAAUCUAUACUCCUUCCGGCGAUCGAUUUCCUGAACCAUGCUCGCGGACAGCGGGUGUCCUGGAUAGCAAACCAAACGCAAGAAGAUGGCAAGUCCGUCUCCAGCAUUUCGCUCAUAGCGCACAGCGCCAUUUGGACUGGCCAGGAAGUCUUCAACAACUAUGGUCCCAAGCCCAACUCUGAGCUCAUCUUGAGCUAUGGUUUCAGUAUUCAAGACAACCCCGACGAUAGCAUUAUCCUCAAACUUGGUGGCACUGAUGGUAGAAAGUGGAUCAUUGGACGGAAUGCCACUGGAGUGGAUGGCUUGUGGAAGGAAGUCCUUGAGAAAGUGUCGGGAGAGGAGUAUGCCCAUGCGGCGGGUGACUAUGAAGCUGUAUUGGACGCCAGUGGAAUGCUGCAGGAUAUGGUCAAGAUGUCUUUGGAAAAGCUCCCCGGAUUGGAGGAGCCGAAUCUCGCGGACUCGAGUCGAUACUGGGUUUCGCGGAGACUAAGGAGCAGGAAGGGCUUGAUCUGGCGAAAGAGGCAGGCGUUGAAUUGGUAUUCGAAGAUGGUCCUGAGGAUUGAGAUCUUCACCACUUGUAGCCUGUUAAAAUUCGGACUUUUGACCGAGGAAAAUCCAUGCGACAGUAAUUUCGUGCUCGCCUGGACGGAGUACCUCUCUGUGAUCCCAAUUUCGAAAGCGUCAGACAGUGUCUGGCAACAUGGUCAAAAGGUGGAGAUGUUGAAUGCCGUAUUUUCGGUGUGGGCACCACAACAUCCUCUCACUGUUCAAGCUUUUGUCGAAUUCGUUCGUGGCGUAUUGGUGGCCCUGCCUUCAUCUUCGUCCGACACUUCAGCAAUCCCAAAUCUCGCCAACGUCUUUGGAGACCAUCUUGUCGAUAUAAUAUGGACGAUAGAUGCUCAGCUCGACGAAUUUCUUAACGAUGCUCGAAACCAAAUCACUGCUGCUGGUCCAAGCUCGCCGACCACAACAGCAUUGCUUGCCAAGGCCAGUAAGGUCAAAACGAAUGCUGAAAACGACAAAGAGAAGUUACAGACUAUCGUCAAGGCAUUGCUGGAAUCUGGUAUCAUCAGUGCCAACUCGUGUCGAGAACGGUUGGACUCUGCCGUCCUCUCUGGCGUAGGACUCAUUGCCGACAAGGGUGCCUGGGAUAAGAAGGAAAUUCGCACCAGGACGGGGAUCUUCUACAAACAGAACAAGUUUAAUCUCCUUCGAGAACAAUCCGAAGGCUACAGCAAGUUAAUCACAGAGGUGACUAGCAGCAUGGGCCCUCCGCACUCGCCACAAACUGGUCUUCCUACUGAACCAGCCUCCGUCAUCGAAUCCCGCGCCCGCCCUGUCUGGGAGAAGGUCAUCAGUCUAAUUGGGUACUUCGAUUUAGACCCCAACCGCGCUUUGGACAUAAUCCUCGACAUAUUCUCCUCUCACCUUACGACUCAUUACACCUUCUUCCUUGCACUCCUCUCGUUUUCACCUUGGGCCCCUCAAGUUAAGCGCCCAAUGAAUAUUCGGGAGGGAAUGAACGUCGACGUUAAUCCUCCUUCCUACACCGGGAAAUCGUUCGACGAGAUACUAGAGACGAGCUCCAGACACACCCCUAUAUCAGACGAUAAUGCUCAAGGCUCCCGAGUCCUGGCGCAAGUCCUCGGGUUCAAGUUCGUUCACUAUCAGACGCUUUCAACUGAAGCGACCCCAAGAACCCUGUUCUUUCUAUCCUCUCUCCUCAUCCGCGAAGGGUACUUGACGCUGGAAGACAUAUAUCCGCACCUUUCUCCGGCAGACGACGAGAUGGAAAUCGAGCACAAGGAAUAUCUUGCCAACAUUCAGACGAGGAUAGCUGGCGCAAAGAUGAGCGCCCUAGCUAUGGCAGGUCCUCUUGAAUCAUCCGGUCCCGAGGCUCAGAGCAAGACGAAGCAAUCAACGCCAAUGGAUAUCAAAAGGCCUGAGAGGAAUCAAAAAGUGGGAUUGUUGGCGGCUCUUCUUGCACUGGGCGAGUUGCGCCCCGCUCUCUCGAUCCUCUCUAGGUAUCCAUGGCUCGUGGACACCCGCCCAGAAAUAGCCGAUCUUUUAAUACGGGUCAUGGAGGUUUCUAUUGCCCCCUUGUUCGACAAAGCAUGGUUGUCCAGCGUACCUCCCACCAACUUCAACCAACCUCGUUCCCGCUUCGGGUCAACCGGCGUUGUUCGACCAAGUCCGCGCAAGCCCACCCUCACGACAUGGGCACCCACUCCUCCCAGCACCAGUUCGACGGACUUCGUGUUCUUCUUCCCUACUUGGUCAGACCAGGUUCCCGUUGCUUCAGAUGCAGACAUGGAAGCUGUCGUCGAACCUUUGAUGAAGUUAGUCGGGCCACACCUGUCCAGGAAUCCUCACUUCAUCUGCAAGAUCAUACGCAUUGGCAAGCACCAGCUUCAAAUCAACAAGGAAAAGAAAAUACCAGAGUCCACCCCUGAAGAGACACGGUCAUUGUGGUUAAGGAUCAUCCGCCUCUACCUCCUUCCCGCUUUGCCGCUGAUUCGAGGCCACACCAUCUGUACCGUCGAAAUGUGGAGCAUUCUCCGCCCGUAUGAUUUGGAAUCUCGCUAUCAGCUCUACGGGGAAUGGAAGGCCAAGCUGUACAAGUCGCACCCAGAACUUCGUGUGCGACAAGCCCAGGUCGACAAGGAGUCGAAAGACAUCUUGCGAAGGCUUUCGCAUAAUACGAUCGACUCGCUAUCUGGGAGCGUCGGUAAAUUGUCCCACAGUAACCCUCUCAUCAUCUUUACGCACGCUGUUAAUCAAGUGAUGGCGUACGACAAUUUGGGAGCCGUGGUGGUAAACUCGUUGAAAUUCGUUACCUUGAUGGGAUUCGACAUCUUGGUCUACAUAAUCCUGGAAGCGUUCUCGAAUCCCGACAAAGCUCGUGUCAAGGACGACGGGGUCAACAUCGCCGACUGGUUACAAAGAAUGUUGUUCCGGAAGUACUUUACGGACGUAUCCCCCCUCCUUAAAUACGUCGCCCACCAACUCUCUCAGGAUAAGACCUCGGAACUCGUCGUUCUGCGGGAGCUCAUUUGGAAGACAGCAGGCAUCGAGCCUCUUCCGACCUUGUCAGAUGUGCAAAUCGCAGCCAUGGCCGGAGGGCCCACUCUUCGGGUCCAGGCGGUGGCGCCUACGACUCGUGGGGUGAAACUCGACCCUGCGGAGGUCCAUCAGAGAGGAGCUGCUCGCAUGUGCGGUGCUUUGGCGGAGUCGGAAUUGACCCUUCCAUUACUCGUUCAGAUCGCUCAACAAAGACAGUCUUGCCUAUACAAGGCGCCAACCGCUCCGCUGAAGUCAAUCGCGAGCCUUUUCGACUCAACCCACGAUGUCCUCAUGCAAUAUCUUGAAUUGCUGACAACACCGGAAUAUCCCCCACCUGGUCCCGCCGUGCCUCACGGCAACGUGUGGUUGAAGUCUGUCACCAAUGGGUUCAAUGCCAAGAUGACUGCCUAUGCAGAGAAGAUCCUCCCCCCUCUCGAAGAACUGGGAGAGAAAUAUGGGAUCGCAGCCCCCGUGUGUAUGCUCAUCAUCCGACCUCUUUUGCAGUACAAAAUUCUUAGGAAGGCUUUGGCGUUGGACCAGCAAGAACGCAUUGCCAACGAGGAGGCGGAAAAGCGUCUUAAAGCGGCAUUGACCGCAAAGCGUGAGCCUGCAAGUAGCACUUCCAGAGUGGCUUCCCCCGUAUUGGCUACCAAUGGAGACAAGCCCGCGAACGAGCAACAGAGCCCACCCGAGGAGAAUGCAAUGGACGUGGACGCGGCCGUCGUUCCCACAAACCAGGAACCAGAGACGAAGCAGAAACCAUGGUUGCCGGAGCUCCAGGAAUUGUUCGAGCCCUUGAAGAAGAUUGUUCCAACGAAUGCUUACGAUAUCAUUGGGCCUGGCUUCUACCUGACAUUCUGGCAACUUUCGACAUACGACCUUUCGCCUCCCAUCGCUCGAUACAAUGAAGAAAGUAACGCCAUUCAAGCAUUAAGUCGCGAGGAGCAAGCCAAGGCCAACCUUGCUGAUCGAUCGGCUGACCGUGCAAAGCGGAACAUGGCUCCUUUCCAUCGUAUUCGAAGGGAUAGAAGUUACGAUUUUAUUGCACUCCUUUCACAAGAUCUCAAGGACCAGACAAUAUCUCGUGCCUUUACGAUCAAACGAUUGGUACGUGAAAAGCCUCAUUGGUUUGCACAUUCCACCAAACCGGCAAUUCUGGUCAAUGCCAUUAUCGAGCACUGUAUUCAGCCUCGCGCCUUGUUGUCGCCCAUGGACGCGGAUUUCUGCGCUCAAUUUAUCAAGGUCCUGCAAGGUACCCCCGGUUUCCACACCUUAAUGUGCUAUGACAAGCUUCUUGGGGAGCAUGUCAAAGUAGUCCUAUUCUCGUGCACGGAAUCUGAAGCCAGGAACUACGGGCGAUUUUUGUUGGGGAUCCUCACGGACCUUUACAGGUGGCACGCGGAUGAACAUGUCUAUGAACAGGAGAAUAAAAUGAAGAGCGGCGGAAAGCACGCAGGCUUACAACGAACCCUGUCGAAUAAGGCCAACGAUAUCCUGAACUGGACAACAUUCCACCAGUGCUUCGUGGAUUGCAUUCAGACUGGAGAGUUUAUGCACGUCUACAAUGCGAUCAUCGUGCUGAAGGAAAUCAUAACCGUCUUCCCACUCGGUGAUGUCUACGCCGCUGGCCCUGAACUCGACGCCGUAAUGGAUAAGCUCAUCGAAACGGAGGAUCGCGGCGACUUGAAGAUCUUGGCCCGAGCCUAUUCGGCCAGCUUAAAGAAGCGCGAGCCUAAGUGGCAGUCGCCCAAGCAAGCCGUGAAGGUCAACGGGCCGUCUGUCGUUCCCAGUAGCACGAAUAGCCCCGCCCCUGACCAUCCUCGAGCAAAUGGGCCGGCAGAAGAGAUACGCAGGGCUGCAUCGCAGCAGCCACCUCCAUCUGCCCCGUCUGCUCCUCGAGCCCAACUUAAUCAACUUCCACAGCAACCUAGUCACGUUUCAUCUGACUCGUUGCAUUCGACGAAAUUGGCUAUGGAAAGACCAGAAGUGGUAAAAAGGGUUCGAACAGAAAACAGGGGAGCGGAGCCAUCGCGGCCACCUUCAGAUACUUCCGCGAUGGACACCACUCCUUCCGUCAGGCCCAUGUCUAUCCCGGUUCAUAUCUCCGGGGAAACACACCCACCUCGACCCAAUAUGUACCCUCCAAGACCUCCGCAAGUCGGGUCACCCAUACCUGUUCUCUCCAGCACUCGAGACGGCCGCGAAUUUAACGACAGCCGCCGAAAUGACGACAGGAAUAUUCAUGUCCAUACACCAGGCAUGCCACCUCCUUCCAAUCCCAGUCAGACUCCAUCUGCGCAGGAACUUCGGGAGACAGCGAGGCAAACCAUGCAGUAUCGUGCCGACAAGUUGGACGUACGAACCCAGUCCAAUUCUGCGGCUCCUUCACCAAGGAUCCGGUCCUCGUCUCCAGCUACAAGCAGUGUACCGGGUACCAGGGAGGCCAGUGCUGACAGCCGAGAGAGUGGAGGAAGGAUGCGCUCCGACCGUAUCGAACGUUCCGAACGAGGCAACUAUGAACCAGAAGAUCGUGACCGUGACCGCGACCGCGACCGCAAGGAGUCCUCCAGACAAGAGAGGGAGACUGCCACUGUGAGCCGCCGUGACAGUCUUACCCACACACGGGAACGAGCCAAUCGAGACCAGGCGUCUGGACGAGAUGGGGAGAGGGAAAGAGACAGAGAUAGGGACAGGGAUAGGGACCGUGGACGAGAUCGACAUGGGGAUCGAGAACGCGACAAGGAGAGAGAUAGAGAUAGGGAUAGGGAUCGUGACCGUAGCGAGAGGGAUAGAGAUCGUGACCGUGACCGGGACAGGGAUCGCGACCGGGAUAGAGACAGGCAUAGGCGGGAUGAUAAGGACCGGGACCGUGACCGCAAAGAGCGCGAUAGUGGCUCCAAUCGGGGUGGAGGCAGCUCCAGUGGUAAUCUCGACGGACUGCCCAGCCGGCCCGAGCCAUCCAGACACCGACCUUCUGCCCAGAACGCUGAUGAAUCACUAGGCAAGCGAAGACGACCAAAUGAUGACGAUCGAAGUUCACGCAAGGAUGGGCAUAGGGAUUCCGAUAGAGGGCGAAGGCCUGGUCAGGAAAAAGACGCCCAUGAUCGCGGCCGUGGUGAAUCGGAUAGGAGGCGGAAGGAGCGGGAACCUGAGAAUAGUGAAGCGAGGGAAUCUCGUGGUAGUGCACCGGAAAAGGCUCCAGAGAAACGGGAACGACCCCCAUUAACAACGUCGGGUGGUGGUGGUGCAUCAUCUUCUGGUCCACCUCCCGGGCAAAGUCCGUCGUCCAGUUGGCCACCUCCGCCGCCUAUUGCACCGAAAGCCAUGGUGGGACUGAGGGAACUGGAUGCCAAGAAGCGGGAGAGUAGGGAGCGAGAGAAAGAGGAGCGAGAGAAGGAACUUGAAGCCAAGAAGAUCAGGACGCAGCAGCAACAGGCAGCAGCAGCAGCGAGAAAGGCGGCAGCAGCGUCAGGAACGGCUCAACCUGGGACUUUGCGGUCGAGGAUCAGCGAUGCGCCAGAUGAGCCUUCUCGGCCUCCGACGGGACCUACGCACUGGCGAGAUCAACUGCGAACGCAACAAGCUCAACAGCAACAAGAUGAUGAUAGGGAUGGUGCAAGGAAGAGGACAGCGUCUGAACGAGAGAAGGAAGCGGCUGAGUCUGCCAGUGGAUCUGCAGAACCAUCAACCCAACCCCCGAAACGUCCGAAGAUUAAUCGACAUCGGUACACGGGUGGUGGAAGUGGACCUGCAAGUGGUACCGGGAGCCAUGCCCUUGCUCGAAAGUUGCUGCCAAUCGAUCCUCACGCGGGCGACAAGAGCCAGCGACGACAGGAUUGAUUUUCUUGGUUAAACAUAGCGCUAAUCUAUAGCCCCUGUAUUGCAUUAAUCCCAUACAUCCGAUAUUACUGUUAGUACAACAUAUUUGAAUCCUU